Cajanus cajan (pigeon pea) is the source of this 730-nucleotide messenger RNA. Its product is annotated as putative calcium-binding protein CML13. Lineage: Eukaryota; Viridiplantae; Streptophyta; Magnoliopsida; Fabales; Fabaceae. Gene Ontology annotation, cellular component: myosin II complex. The record is from RefSeq and is a predicted model, not a curated record. Gene Ontology annotation, molecular function: calcium ion binding.
UUUUUAAAAAGAGAGAGAGGGUAACACGUUUGGAAAAAGUAGAAGAGAAGAGAAGUUUGAUUGAUUCGAGCAGAGAAGGUGAAAAGGCAAAAAACAAUGGGGAAGGAUUUAAGCGAGGAGCAAGUUUCGGCGAUGAAGGAAGCGUUCACGCUGUUCGACACGGACCGCGACGGUCGGAUCGCGCCAUCGGAGAUUGGGAUCCUGAUGCGCUCUCUGGGCGGGAAUCCGACCCAGGCCCAACUAAAGUCCAUCGUGGCCGAAGAGAGCCUCACCGAACCCUUCGAUUUCCCGCGCUUCCUCGAUCUCAUGGGGAAGCACAUGAAGGUCGAACCCUUCGAUCGCCAGCUCCGCGACGCCUUCAAGGUCAUCGACAAGGAAUCCACCGGCCUCGUCUCCGUCACCGAGCUCCGCCACAUCCUCACCAACAUCGGCGAGAAGCUCGAGCCCUCCGAGUUCGACGAGUGGAUCAAGGAGGCCAAUGUCGUCUCCGAUGGUAAGAUCCGUUACGAAGAUUUCAUCGCCAAAAUGGUCGCCAAGUGAGAUCCCAUUUCCAAUUCAUUUUCCUUUCUUUCUUUCUUUUUCAAUUCAAUUGAAUUGGAAUGGAAUGCGCUAUCGUUAAUUUCUCCUUUGUUGUUUCUUUACUUUAGUGAACCAAUCGAUUAACCCACUUAUGCUAAAUUUUUAAUAUAUAUAUUUUUUGUUGUUUAAUUAUUUUUAGUUUUUAUGAGUU